Molecule: messenger RNA, 2052 nt
Organism: Exophiala oligosperma
Lineage: Eukaryota; Fungi; Ascomycota; Eurotiomycetes; Chaetothyriales; Herpotrichiellaceae
Exons: 7
Coding region: 139-1923 (594 amino acids)
Biological process (GO): actin filament organization
Molecular function (GO): actin filament binding
Source: RefSeq, a predicted model, not a curated record
GCUUCACCUUCCACCUCGUAUUGUGGCUGUGGUGUGCGUUGGCAGGUAUCUUUUCUGUUUCAAAAAGGACUGCAGGCUCAGUCUUUCUGUUUGUUCAGUGUGAACGUCAUCCCUUCUUCACCAACAACCUCAAAAGUCAUGGCGAAUCGCUUCGUCCGGUCCUCCAAAUACCGGCACGUGUUCGGUCGGUCAACUCGGAAGGAACAAUGCUAUGACAAUGUGAGAGUGUCGAAGAAUGCCUGGGACACCAAUCUGGUCAAGGCCAACCCCGAAUACCUAGCGGUCAACUGGGACAGCAGUGGUGGUGGCGCAUUUGCAGUCAUUCCUGUGAACGAAAGAGGUCGACUACCGGAAAGGAUACCUUUAUUUCGAGGACAUACCGCCGUCGUACUAGACACAGACUGGAACCCUUUCAAUGACUCUCUGAUAGCCUCUGGCUCCGACGAUGGCAAAGUCUUCUUGUGGAGAGUGCCCGACGAUUUUACCCUCCAUCUCGACGUUCCCGCGGACGAGGUCCAGGACGUUGCUCCGGUGGGCAAGCUGAGCGGUCACCCGAAAAAAGUCGGUCAUGUCCUGUUCAACCCCGCCGCCGAAAACGUUCUAGCAUCCGCCGCUGGAGACUUCACCGUCAAGAUUUGGGAUAUCGAGUCUGGCAAUGCCAAACUCAACUUGAAGGUUGGCGAGGUCAUUCAAUCCAUGUCCUGGAGCGCGAAUGGAUCUCUACUGGUCACCACAUCUCGAGACAAGAAAUUGCGAAUAUGGGAUACGAGACAGGAGAAGCCAGCUCACGAAGUUGCGGGACAUGCCGGUGCCAAAAAUAGCCGAGCCGUGUGGAUGGGUGAGCACGAUAGAAUUGCAACCACGGGAUUCUCCAGAAUGAGUGAUCGACAACUUGCUCUCUGGGAUGUUCGGGCCCCUGAACAGCCCGUCGAUGGUUUUCAGAUGCUCGACUCCAUCUCGGGUGUUUGCAUACCUUUUUGGGAUGAUGGCACCCAGUGCUUAUACCUUGCCGGCAAAGGCGAUGGCAACAUUCGUUACUACGAAUACGAACACGAUAAAUUCGAGUAUCUGUCGGAGUACAAGUCGGCCGAUCCGCAGCGUGGAAUUGCCUUUGUCCCUAAGAGAGGCGUCAACAUGCACGAAAACGAAGUGAUGCGAGCUUACAAAACCGUCAACGACACGUACAUUGAGCCCAUCUCAUUCAUUGUGCCUCGACGAGCAGAGACAUUCCAGGAAGAUAUAUACCCACCCACUGUGGGACUGAAACCAGCCAUGAGUGGCCAGGAAUGGUUCGAAGGAGCCGAAGGCCUACCACCGAAGAUCUCCAUGGAAAGCAUGUAUGAAGGACAAGGGAUCAAGGAGGUUGCAGCCGACGCACCGAAACCCGCGCCUAAGAAGGCCCCCGAACCCAUCAAGGCGCCCGAGGUGAAGAAAGAAGUUGCCGAGCCAUCCCCAGUGACAACACCUGCAAUGCGCUCUCCGCCCCCGUCGAUGAAAGAGCAAGGCGCCACUAUGAUGGCCGUUGCCGAUAAAUUUCAGGAUACCGAGCCGGUGGAAGACGAUGGAGACGACGAUUCGAGUUUCGAAGAGGUUCAGAAACCAGCGGAGAGAACUUCAGCAGCUAAGCCUGCUGGUGUAGAAACCAAGAAGCAGGAUUCGACGCCGGCUGCCAGCAAGGUCUGGGAAGAUGUUGAAGCACCAGAGCAGCCAAAGGCUGCACCAACUCGAAAAACAACUGAUCCCGUUGUCAAAUCUCCGAAGCCUAUCGAUGACGCUGCUGCAAGCGCGGGCGACGACCAUUCAGUACAAGGAGAGAUCAAGAACAUGAAGGCCAUGAUGGCUCAACAAUCACGGCAAAUCAAUAGUCUGACUGAAACAAUAUCUGAGCUUGUAGCUGAGGUGAAGGCGCUCAAGGGACCGUAGGGCCGAUAGGGGGGCGUUUGAUGAUUUUAUUAGCGUUGUUCAAUCACAAUUUCUCGCCCACACAUGACUUUUUGACGGAUGUUAUGGCUAUAACUGUAAUUGUGACCAUAUCUAUGAUGUGAUGAUCGG